Quercus lobata is the source of this 3246-nucleotide messenger RNA. RefSeq names its product MDIS1-interacting receptor like kinase 2-like. The transcript has 3 exons. The coding region runs from base 20 to 3052 and encodes 1010 amino acids. The record is from RefSeq and is a predicted model, not a curated record. NCBI's taxonomy places the organism in Eukaryota, Viridiplantae, Streptophyta, Magnoliopsida, Fagales, Fagaceae. Gene Ontology annotation, biological process: protein phosphorylation. Gene Ontology annotation, molecular function: protein binding; ATP binding; protein kinase activity.
CACUAGCUUCCAAAAACCCAUGGCAUUCACUAGCUUCAAAACAAUAUUUUGUCCCGUUUCUCUAUUUGUGUUGGCCAUGUUACAUUUUUCCUUUGUUGCUGAUUCUGUUUCUGUGGACAACAAAACCGAGAUAGAUGUUCUUCUCAAUUGGAAAGCCAGUCUUAAAAAUGAAAACCAGUCACUCCUGCCUUCAUGGACUCUCCUUCCUAAUAAUGCAACCAAUGCUUCCAACAAUCAAAAUGUAAGCUCAAAUCCAUGCAGUUGGUUUGGCGUUUCUUGCAACCAUGCAGGAAGUGUUAUUAGAUUAAACCUGACUAACUCAGGCUUGAAAGGUACGCUCCAUGAAUUUUCAUUCUCGUCACUUCCAAACCUUUCAUUUGUUGACCUCAGCAUGAAUGAACUCUUUGGUACAUUCCCUAUUGAUAUUAGUCAUCUAUCCAAACUCAUAUAUCUUGAUCUAUCCUAUAAUAACUUAUCGGGGAAAAUCCCACCCCAGAUUGGCCUACUGAUCAACCUUGAGGUCUUGCAUCUAGCUAAAAAUCAGUUGAGUGACUCAAUUCCUCCAGAAAUAGGUAAUUUAAGCAACUUGGCUUAUUUGUACCUCUAUGAUAAUCAACUUUCCGGUCCCAUUCCUCCACAAAUUGGAAACCUUACCAAUUUAGUUGAACUUGACAUUAGUAACAACAGUUUAAAAGGUCUCAUCCCUUACAGUAUUGGAAAAUUUGAAAAGCUAACGUUGUUACAUAUGAACCAAAAUCAGCUCUCCGGUUCCAUCCCCCUAGAAAUUGGAAAUCUGAAGUCUCUCAUAUUCUUAAGCCUUCAUACAAAUCACCUCUCUGGCUUAAUCCCCACAUCUUUGGGUUCUCUUAGAAACUUGACUGUUUUACACCUAUACAACAAUCAACUUUCUGGUAUCAUUCCUGAAGAAUUAGGAAACUUGACAUCCAUAACUGAUCUUGAACUGAGUAGAAAUCAGUUGAAUGGUACUAUUCCAAUUUCCUUUGGUAGGUUGAGUGGCUUAAAAGCUUUGUACCUCCGUGAUAACCAACUUUCUGGUCCUAUUCCACAAGGGAUCGGAAACUUAAUGAAGUUGACUGCUCUAUUGCUAGAUGCCAACCACUUCACUAGCUUUUUGCCUCAAAACUUAUGCCAAAGUGGGUCUCUCCAAUUACUAAGGGCAGACAACAACCAUCUCACAGGUCCAAUACCAAAAACCUUGAGAAAUUGCACAAACUUAAUUAGAGUCCACCUGGAAAGAAACCAACUCUUUGGAAAUAUAUCUGAAGAUUUUGGUGUCUACAGAAACUUGCAGUACAUGGACCUAAGUUUCAAUCGAUUUUAUGGUGAAAUCUCACAUAACUGGGGCAAGUGCACACAACUAACCAGUCUAAAGAUUGCUGGGAACAAUAUUUCUGGUGGCAUACCACUUGAAAUUGGAGACUUAGUUCAACUCCAAUUACUUGAUCUUUCUUCUAAUCGUUUGGUAGGGGAGGUUCCAAAGGAAUUUGGAAAGUUGACUUCCAUGUUGAAUCUCUUGUUGAAUGGAAAUAAACUUUAUGGUGGUUUACCCUUGGAGCUUGGGUCAUUAAUAAAACUCGAGUAUCUAGAUCUAUCCGCUAAUAGGUUUGGCAAAUCAAUUCCGAGAGAUAUAGGGAACCUUUUGAAAUUACAUUACUUGAAUAUGAGCAACAACGAGUUCAUCCUCAACAUUCCAGUUCAAAUGUGUGAAUUAACUCAUUUGUCCCAGCUAGAUUUGAGCCUUAACUCACUUGAAGGAGAGAUACCUUCACAAAUCAACAAUAUGCAAAGCUUGGAGCUGUUCAAUUUAUCUCACAAUAAUUUCUCAGGUUUUAUUCCAGCUGCUUUCGAAAAGAUGCGUGGCUUGUCAUUUGUCGACAUAUCCUACAAUGAGUUGGAGGGUCCUCUUCCGAAUAGCCGAGCAUUUCAAGAUGCUCACAUUGAAGCACUACAAGGUAAUAAAGGAAUAUGUGGAAAUGUUAUGGGAUUGCAACCUUGUAAGGUAGAACAUAUUUCAAAGAAGGGUCUUAAAAUCAUUUUCCCUCUCUUGGGAACACUUUCACUUGUAUUAGUAUUCUUGGGAAUUUACUUCACUUUAAAAGGAAAAAGGCGAAAUCCACAAACAAAGCGAACAAAAGACAUGGACAAGGAAGAAGUGUUUACUCUAUCAAAUUUUGAUGGAAGAAAAUUGUACCAAGAAAUCAUUGACGCAACCCAGGGUUUUGAUGCUAAUUUUUGCAUUGGGGAGGGAGGAUAUGGAACCGUCUAUAAAGCCAAGCUAAUAUCAGGAGACAUAGUUGCAGUGAAGAAACUCCCAUCUUUGCGUGACAGUGAGACUUCACAGCAUAAAGAGUUCUUAAAUGAGAUCAACGCAUUAUUAGAAAUCCGACAUCGAAAUAUUGUAAAAUUGCAUGGCUUUUGUUCACAUUCACAAUUCUCAAUUUUGAUUUAUGAGUACCUUGAAAAGGGUAACUUGGCCUCAAUUUUGAGCAAUGAUAGAGGAGCUAAAGAAUUGGAUUGGAAUAAGAGGGUGAAUAUCAUCAAGGGUGUGGCUCACGCGUUGUCUUACAUGCACCAUGAUUGCUCUCUGCCAAUUGUUCAUAGGGACAUAUCAAGCAAAAAUGUUUUGCUAGAUUCAGAGUACGAGGCUCAUGUUUCAGACUUUGGCACUGCUAAGAUUCUUCACCAAGACUCAUCCAAUUGGACUUCACUUGCUGGCACAUAUGGAUAUGUUGCACCAGAGCUUGCUUAUACAAUGAAGAUAACUGAGAAAUGCGACAUGUUUAGCUUUGGAGUUUUGGCUAUUGAAGUGAUCAAAGGUAGGCAUCCUGGUGAAAUCAUCUCCAUUCUAUCUACUUCAUUCGUGGGGGAGAAUUUGUUGUUGAAUGAUUUGUUAGACGUACGCCUUCCUCCUCCCACUCUUGAGGUUGAGAAUCAAUUGAUACUCAUCAUAAAGUUGGCAAUUGGAUGCUUGCAUGCUAAUCCAGAAUCUAGACCAACUAUGCACAUGGUCUCUCAGGUUUUAUCAAGUUGAAGUGCACUUUCCUAGAGCGAUCACAGUCUGACUAGGACAGGCAAGGAUAUGUAAUAAGACACUAUAUUCUGUCAAAUUCAUGCUACUGAAGGAAGUUGUUUGUUUAAGAUUAUGUAAUGCCUAGAGUACCACUAGAUGUUUAAUUGCAAGUAUUAAUAAUGUGCAUUUGGUAAAACAAAUUUCAAGGCACUGUG